GCGCCAUUUUAGUUCCUGUGGUGUCGGGCAGCAGGCGGAAGUGCCGCCAUCUACUGUCAGCGGCUCCGGUGUAAGCCUUCCCUCCUCCUAGUCCACGGGUGUUACCGGGCUUGGCGCCCUCAUACCACCGUCACAAUGCCGUCCACACCGCUCCGUGUAGCUGUGGUGUGCUCCAGCAACCAAAACCGCAGCAUGGAGGCUCACAAUAUCCUCAGCAAACGGUCCUUCAAUGUCCGAUCAUUUGGAACAGGAACACAUGUCAAACUUCCGGGUCCAGCACCAGACAAGCCAAAUGUAUACGAUUUCAAAACCACAUAUGAACAGAUGUACAAUGAUCUCCUUAAGAAAGACAAAGAACUAUAUACACAGAACGGUAUUCUACACAUGUUGGAUAGAAACAAGAGGAUCAAACCCCGGCCCGAGAGGUUUCAGAACUGCAAGGACCACUUCGACCUGGUGAUUACCUGCGAGGAGAGGGUCUAUGACCAGGUAGUGGAAGACUUGAACUCCAGAGAGCAGGAAACCUGUCAGCCCGUACACGUCAUCAAUGUCGACAUUCAGGACAAUCACGAAGAGGCCACACUAGGAGCUUUCUUAAUAUGUGAACUUUGCCAAUGUAUACAACACACAGACGACAUGGAGAAUGAGAUAGAUGAGCUACUACAGGAGUUUGAAGACAAGAGUGGUCGGACCUUUCUCCAUACUAUCUGCUUCUAUUGACGCAGAUCCACUCAGGCCUUAUUCUAUGAUUGUUAUUAUGUCGCAUUUCCUGGGAUAUCUUUAUUUUUUUUCUUUGAUUUUUAUUUUUUAUUUUUCUUUCCUCCCUAAAAAGUGUUUUCCCUUCAGGUAUUUUGUCCCAAAGGACAGGGAUGUACAAACGUUUGUGUAUAUAUUGGAAAUAUGAUAGACUAUGAAAGAGAUCUAAAAAAAAAAAUAAGAAUCAGGAUUGCCUAAAAUUUGUGCUGGAUGAGUAUUAUUUUAAUCUUUUUAUAUAUACAGUAUAUUCCUUCCCGAUGAGGAAUCUGGUUCUAGUUACUUUGUAACCCUUCACUGUCAGAAGGGAAAGACUUUGAUGGAGCCACUUGUCAGUAGUGGGUUAAUACUGACAUAUAUGGUUGUGAUGCCAGAUCUACAAAUAUGAAUAUUAAUAUCUGUAAAAUAAUAGGUAAUAAAUUGGAACUGUACUCUAA
This is a messenger RNA of Bufo gargarizans (Asiatic toad), 1190 nucleotides long. RefSeq names its product SSU72 homolog, RNA polymerase II CTD phosphatase (gene SSU72). Gene Ontology annotation, molecular function: RNA polymerase II CTD heptapeptide repeat phosphatase activity. The transcript is spliced from 5 exons. Lineage: Eukaryota; Metazoa; Chordata; Amphibia; Anura; Bufonidae. Gene Ontology annotation, biological process: termination of RNA polymerase II transcription. The record is from RefSeq and is a predicted model, not a curated record. The coding region runs from base 136 to 720 and encodes 194 amino acids. Gene Ontology annotation, cellular component: nucleus; mRNA cleavage and polyadenylation specificity factor complex.